GGAGCCAUCUUGCCGGGAUUGCGGCCCGCUUCGGACGCGGCUGCGGCCGUCGAGAGGGCGUGGGGAAGGCUGGGGUGAGGGGGCGCGGCGGCGACGAGGGCGGCGACACUCUCCUCCCCCGGCCUCACCGCGUGGGACGGCGCGAGCGGGUUUCGGAGGGAUGUCCGCCUUCUCCGAGGCGGCGCUGGAGAAGAAGCUGUCGGAGCUGAGCAACUCGCAGCAGAGCGUGCAGACCCUGUCGCUGUGGCUCAUCCACCACCGCAAGCACUCGCGGCCCAUCGUCACCGUGUGGGAGCGGGAGCUGCGCAGAGGUGAGCGGCCGCCGCCGGCGUCGUCCCGCAGGUUCCCGGAGACCGCUCGGGCGCCGCGGCUUCCUGGAUCCGGAGCCCGACCCGGCUCCCCUGCGCCCCGUCCCGGCUCCGCACCUCGUGCUCCCGGCUCCCCUGCGCCCACUUCCACAGCUCCCUACCCGCCCCUGGCCCUCGGCUUUCUACUCCUGCUCCUGGUGUCCCCCGCCUCCAGUCUCCCCGUACCCUUCAACCACGCACCCCAAUUGCUGCCCCUGCUCGCGUCCCCGCCACCCCGUCUCCCCUCCUUCACUCUACCCACGCACCCCGCCUGGACCCGGGGCUUUCUGCCUCUGUUCCUCCCGUCCCGCCCGGUCCCCCCCUGCGUCCCCGCCCUUGCUGGGAGCGCUGUCUUGGGGCCGUUUAGUGAAACGGAUGAAAGUUGUAAGAAGCACCUGGGAAGAGUGUUAUCUAUUUGGGAAGAAAGAUCUGUUUAUGAAAAUGAUGUAUUAGAACAACUUAAGCAAGCUCUGUAUGGUGAUAAGAAAACGAGGAAGCGGACUUAUGAACAAAUAAAGGUGGAUGAGAAUGAAAACUGCUCCUCCCUGGGCUCCCCAAGUGAGCCACCACAGACUCUAGAUCUCAUUAGAGCAUUACAGGAUUUAGAGAAUGCAGCCUCAGGUGAUGCCGCAGUUCAUCAGAGGAUAGCUUCUUUGCCUGUGGAAGUCCAGGAAGUCUCCUUGCUUGAUAAAAUAACAGAUAAAGAAUCUGGAGAGAGGCUCUCUCAAAUGGUGGAGGAUGCUUGCAUGUUGCUGGCGGACUGCAAUGGCAGACUGGCGGCCGAGAUAGAUGAUAGAAAGCAGCUCACGAGAAUGUUAGCAGAUUUUCUUCGUUGUCAAAAGGAAGCCCUUGCAGAGAAAGAGCACAAAUUGGAAGAGUACAAGCACAAGUUAGCCAGAGUCUCCCUGGUGCGCAAAGAACUCAGGUCCCGGAUCCAGAGCCUGCCAGAUUUAUCUCGACUGCCCAAUGUCACUGGCAGCCACAUGCACCUGCCCUUUGCUGGGGACAUCUACAGUGAAGAUUGAUGACCAAUCUCUUCCUGAGCCAAGGACUUUGUCAAGAGAUGGAGACAGGUUAGGUGGCUAGUCUUGUAGUGUAUUUUUGUACAUUGUUGAGAGAGUGAAACUAACACAAGAAAUGACACGUAAUUUAUAAAAUUGUUUAAAAUGUUGGUUUGUUUACUAUUUUAUUAGUGAGUUAACAUGACAGUUGAAACAAAGUGAUGAUCUCUGUGUUCAUGAGCUCACAAAUAGUGAUUAUUUUCAAAAGAUCUUUUUGUAAGUUCUUUUGAUCCAAGGCCUUGUGAGAAAUUCCGUGUGUCUGUUUCUUCAUGUAUUUUGAAGUUGUGUUGUUUUUCCAGCAUCUAAUCAUUGUGUUUUACCUAAUCCCUGAGUGGGAAGCACUGAUCAGGCGGUGAGGCCUGACUGUGCUGUAGUGAGGGCUUGAGUGUGGAAAGGGCCGAAUGUCCCACUUGAUCGCCUCUUCCCAACCCAGAAGACACUGGCUCUGCGCCUCCUCAUGCCUUUGAGUUUUUUUUUUUUUAAUUCCCUAGAGGUCAGUAACUUAACACUAUGUAUGGAUGACACGUGGCUGGUCUCAUCAAAGCCUACUGAACUUUUCCCCAGUAGUGUUAUACUAGUUCCAUUCCAAACACUAAUGUAGAAUAAAAAGACUAUUAAAUAGAGACUCCCUUAACUACAGUGAUUAGAACUGAGUACAUUUAAUGCUUUGGAAAUGUAAAUUCUGAUACUCUUCUUCUUCUUUUUGGUCUUUUUGAGACAGGGUCUUUCCCUGUAGCCCCAGCUGUCCUGGAACUCGCUAUGUAGAUCAGGCUGGCCUCAGUCUUUUAGAGAUCCUUCUGCCUCUGCCUUCCAAGGGUUGGAAUUAAAGGCAUGUACUACCAUGCUUGGGUAAAUUCUGACGUUGUAUCAAGAGAACACCUCUGGUUCUGCAUGGAUUUCUUUCUGUCAGAUGAGUCUUCUUUUAGCAUAAUUGAUCUCUUGAAUACAAAUUCCAGCUACAGGGAUUAAAGGAAAUAUAAACAGACAAGCUUGUUCCCUCAUCUACGUAGCUUAAGCAGCAGUGCUCUCAGCUUGAACAGCUCAAGAACACAAUACUCCUUAAUGUUCAGUAAAGUAGCCUGGAACAUUUCUAAUAUUCCCUUAGGAUCUUUGAAUGACUGUGUAUUUGGGAAUUAAGCAGCACUAUACUACAGGGUAGUUUGGUAAACUUUAUAUUUGUAUGUUUACAGAUGUAAAUACAAAACAAUACCUUCACUCUUGUUUUGAACCCUGUGUAUUAGAGCAGGUACACACCCUCCAGCUUUCUUUUCAAGUUGGGUUGUGGGUUUGUAGUUGAUGAUGACUGAGGGUAAACAUUUUUCUCCUUAUUGCUUUACAUAUUAGAAUUUCUCAUUGUAAUCAGAUUCAAAUUAGAUAGAUAGUAGAGCACCUUUUAGAGCCCACGGGCCACUUCAUUUCGCUACUCUGAAUGGCGUCACUGUUUCUUUCUCAGUGUUAGACUGCAGCUGGCAUGAGCUUACAUGUGAAGGACAUGGCAAGUGAUUAUCUUCAAUAGCCAGUGUAGUUCUGGAAGCAGCUUCUAACAGUUUGACCUCUCUCUAGAACAGACAUGUACAGAGUCGGCCCAUCUGCAGCUCCUGUCUUUAUGCUUUCUGGGAGUUUGAACACAUUUUCUCACAGAAUCUAAAGUAGUUCCCUGUACACACUACCACUGAUGUUCACUUGGGAACCUGGUCCACUUGUGCACGAGUGUACUUAGCUUAUAACACAGUCGGUAAGAUACUCACUGAAUGCCCUGAGCAGCAUCUGUAGCAUCACGAUAAGGAAAUUGUGUGACAGCCAGACCAUGUGUUGGGGUGUCUGCUAGUACUGUGUCUCUCUGUCCCUAGGUUUAGGAAACAGAAGAAUAGAUUCAGCAAAGGAGGUAGUGACAAAAGCAUAUUACAUACCCUGGCUAUACCCGUUAUGAAAGUAUGCCAUGUGAGUUAGUUUUUGUUGUCAAUGUGAAAGGAAAGCCUUGUGUGUUGUUUUCAGUAUCAUGACCUUAUUUAUGAUCUGACCCUGGUGAUUUAUCUAGCCAAAAUAGAUAUUUUUUUCCAUUUAAAACUAAUUUAUAAACUGUGCACUCUUGGGAAGAUAUAAAAUCUUUUAGAAGUUUGCUGAAAUAUUUUCAUCAAGACAGACUUCUGACUUAGAUACUGUUUUAAUGCCAGUAUCUGAUCUAAAUAUUUAUGAUAAAAAUGUAUUAUUUUUUUAAAAGAGCUUGAUGAGAUUUGUAAGUGCUAGUACCCAAGAACUUUAAUCCCACCACUUGGCCAACUCUCCACAAGCCUCAGUUGUUGGUUAGCGUGCUAACUGAAUACAAACUAGUAAUCUGUUCUCAAAGUCAUGUUUUUAGCCUUAGAGUUAAUAUGGUAAGCCUCAGUAGGGAACUGUCUUCCUUCCUAAAAGGAAGACUAAGUUUUCUCAAGAAAUGGGCUUAGGUGAGGGGUAUAAAAUAUCAAAUUCUAAAUCAUGCACAUCUUCUCCACUGUGUGCCUGAGGCAAAUCAUGCAUGUCAGUGCAGGCUGGCCUGGAGGGAAUCAUGUCACAUUUGCAGCAGGUACUGUGCUGUGAAUGGAUACCAUUGCUCUUUUCUCCACAAACAAUACAGAGAGCUGUCUGGAGUGACAAUGUGAACAGAUUCCCUGGUGCUCCCUCUGCUCCUCCACCACUACAGUAAGAGAACUCAGGGGGAACCAGGAGUCUGACAGUGAGUUGUGCACUACGGCCAGCUUUCCUUUGAGGAAACCGGUUCCAUGUGCAGCUGUUAUGAUGUCUCCUUCACAUGCAUUAUGAAUCACGGUUUUUCUAUAAGAAAUACUUUAGAAUCAACAGUAGCUGGAUGAUCCAGUCAUGGUGAUUUGCAAAGUUAAAAGAAUGUAUGAUGAGUCGUCAGUUGUCACUGUCGAUGGACAGCUUUAUGGUAGUUCAAGAACUGGCUCUGAGAACUUUUAGAGAAGAAAAGGGUAAAAGUACAAAUUAAUUAAUUGGGAAAGUUAGGUCUUUCUGAAUUUCCCACUCUAAAAUCUGGUAUUACAUGAAGUAGCAUAAAGCUACUAAAUUGCUUUGUUUGCAGUUAAGAAUGAGUCCCUGAAGACGGCGUCUUUUCUCACACUUGUUACACUGUAGCAAAGCUUUGAAAAGUGUAAACCAGACCUUGUCCAUCUAGAUGAGACAGGAAGCAUGGUGGUACCUAGUGAGUUCAUUUAUACAGAGCAUUUGUCGCCAACCCUAAUUCCAGCCAUCCUCACAGCCUGUUCCGAGGUGGCAUUAGCACAUGGGAAGAGGAACUCUCCCGAUCUGUUUUCCCUUUUCUUGGCUGUAUCUGAUGACAGUAUAAGAUCUUCUUAAUAAAGUUUUAUGUUCUUUUUGAA
Nannospalax galili (Upper Galilee mountains blind mole rat) is the source of this 4785-nucleotide messenger RNA. It is a transcript of the gene Rprd1a, whose product is annotated as regulation of nuclear pre-mRNA domain containing 1A. The coding region runs from base 161 to 1372 and encodes 403 amino acids. Gene Ontology annotation, cellular component: RNA polymerase II, holoenzyme. Gene Ontology annotation, biological process: mRNA 3'-end processing. The transcript is spliced from 7 exons. Lineage: Eukaryota; Metazoa; Chordata; Mammalia; Rodentia; Spalacidae. Gene Ontology annotation, molecular function: RNA polymerase II complex binding. The record is from RefSeq and is a predicted model, not a curated record.